CCUUGUUUCCCAAGAAAGCUUAUAAAGUAAAGUGCGACCAAAACGACCGAAACCCUACUUUCUCUCUCUCUCUCUCUCUCGCGCGCGCGCGCCAUGCUUUCUUCAGCAGAACGCAGCAGCUCAGGGUGGGAUCCUCAUCAUCACAAUCAUACUUAUUGUUAUUAUGAUGAUCAACCCCAUCGUGAUCAUGAUGAUGAUCAGCAGUACGACCACCACCUUCAACUUCCAGUUCAAGAGCUGAAGUUGGGAUUGUACCGGAAGAGACCCAGAAAAAUUCCGGCAAGGAAAGAUGAAGAAGGGGGAGAGAUGGCUAAGGUUGUGAGGGGGAAGAAACAUGCGACAGAAGGCCAGAUGGUGAUCUCAAGAGUCUGCGUCGACUGCAAAACCUCCAAGACCCCUUUAUGGAGAAGUGGCCCUGCUGGUCCUAAGUCGUUGUGUAAUGCUUGUGGAAUCAGACAGAGGAAGAGGAGGAGAAGAGAACUGAAUAUUCUUAAAAUGGCCGGAGGCGUCACCAUGGAAAAGAGGCAGAGCAAGGUGGAGGGAAAGAGAACAACGCUACACAUGUUACAGAGGAGGAAAUUUGAAGGAAAAGAAGAAGCAGAGGCAGCACUUUUGUUGAUGGCCUUGUCUUGUGGGGUGUGUGUUCAUUCAUGAAAAUUAAUGAUAUAUUUUUAUUAUAAAUAAAACAAAGUUUUGUUUAUUUAUGCAAGAAAGUGAUGAAUAAUUGAAUAUAGUGUUGUUCGGUUGGUCUCUGUCACCAAAAAAAAAAAAGGAGCAACACAGAAAAAGGUUCCUUCCUUUUAUAUUCUUUCGCUGUUUUUGCGUUGUUCUUUUAUUUGUGUUUGCCAAAUAAAGGAGGAUGGUUCCGUGGUUUGCGCCGCUGC
Messenger RNA from Nelumbo nucifera (sacred lotus), 884 nucleotides. RefSeq lists its product as uncharacterized. Gene Ontology annotation, biological process: regulation of DNA-templated transcription. The record is from RefSeq and is a predicted model, not a curated record. NCBI's taxonomy places the organism in Eukaryota, Viridiplantae, Streptophyta, Magnoliopsida, Proteales, Nelumbonaceae. Gene Ontology annotation, molecular function: sequence-specific DNA binding; zinc ion binding.